AUGCGGAUUGCACAGAGCUCUCUGCAACCCACCCAGGCUCUGAUCUCCCUGACCUCCUCAGGCCCACACUCACUGCGCUAUUUCUACACGGGUUCGGAGCCCAGCCCUGGGCUGUCCGAGUUCUCCGGGGCCGGCUACGUGGACGGGCAGCUCGUUAUUACCUACUCCAGUGAGAUGCAGCGCGCACAGCCUGGCACGGCCUGGAUGGCGCGGAACGUGGGCCCAGAGCAGUGGGAGCGGGACACGUGGAACUUAAAGGUUGCACAGGCCUUGUUCCGAGAGGACCUGGACACCCUGCGCGAGCGCUGCAACCAGAGUAGGGGGUUUCACACUGUCCAGAUGAAGUACGGCUGUGAGCUCCGGGGUGACGGCUCCAAAGGGGGGGUUUUCCAGUUUGCCUACGACGGGCGAGACUUCAUCAGCCUGGAUAAGGACAAGGAGACCUGGGUGGCGGCAGAUGACGGGGCUCAGAUCACCAAGCGGAAAUGGGAUGCUGACAGGAGCUACACUCAGACAUACAAAGCCUACCUGGAGGAGACCUGCAUCGAGUGGCUGGGGAAGUACGUGCAGUACGGGAAGGAGACGCUGCAGAGGAGAGAGCAACCGCGGGUGCAAGUGAGCGACCGGCCGAGCCGGGACGGGCUCACCACCCUCUCUUGCCGGGUCCACGGUUUCUACCCGCGGACCGCGGUCGUUGUGUGGCUGAAGAAGGGGGUGCCCAUGCAGCAGGAGACAAUCCAGUGGGGGGUCGUUCCCAGCGGGGAUGGGACCUACCAGACCAGGGCCACCAUCGAGAUCGACCCCAGCAGUGAGACCGAUUAUACCUGCUGCGUGGAGCACGCUAGCCUGGCGCAGGAUCUGAGAGUUCCCUGGGUGCCUAAGUCCAAUGUGAUGCUGAUCGUGGGUGUCGUCAUUGGGGUUCUCGUGCUGGUCGCUGCCGUCGCUGGAGCCGUUGUCUUCCUCAGGAAGAAGAAAGGCGGCUACAAAGCGGCUCCAGCUCACGAAGGCUCUGCCAGCUCCGGAAGCAACCAGGGAUCGGACGCCUGCAUCAAGGCAUAACGGAGCCCGUUGGCCCUGGCUGGGGGGAUUCCAGACAUGAGGGGAGAGACGGGAGCACAUUCAGCUCCUGGGAAUGCAACAGCUGAUCAGCACCUUCCACACCCUGCUUAAAGCAUUUGCCUUGAUUGUACCAGAGCUAAACGCCCGCCUGUGAGACAGCAACUGCAGCUUUCACUUUAGAAUUGAAACCUCUGUGGCUGCAGACUGCCAGGGAUGGUCGGGGACAAUUAUUGUUUGAUUGCUACAGAACUGUCUUGUUUUAAAACUUAAAUCUAUGAGGAUCUUGUUUGUAUAGAAAAAUAACCAGGGUUGGCUGGACUGAAUUGUUAGUGAUGGGCUGUACCCAGCACACACUGUUCGGUUUGUUUUGAUUGUAGUUUAGUCCCUGUUUUCUGUUUCUGCCCUGAUUAAGGUAUUAAGAUGUUAUUCUUUUUGCUGCUGCAGCUUCCUGUGUAAUGGGCUAAAUCCUGCUGUCAGGGCAGGUCACCCCAGUGUCAGGCCUUGUCUACAUUGCGAUUUGCACGGGUGCAACUACAGAGGUGUGAGUUUGAAGUGCGCUAGUUAAAUCCCUGUGUGGACACUCUUAGUCUGGUGUAAGACAGGGCUUGUUUUGAUUUAAACUGAUUCCCAAGUGACUUAAGCGACAUCAGAAAAAGCCACCUCUUCUCCCAGGAUCAGCGUCCCCUAGCUGAUCUGGUGCACGUUUGUGUGUAGACAAAGCCUAAGCUGGUGCUGAUUCUGCCCCCAAAUGGGAUGAUUUUGUGUGUGACGGAUGUAAUUUUUUUUUUUGCUUAAGAUUUUAAAACCAGUUUUAAAUAGUAAUGUUCUCUCUCUUGGCAAUUUUCAACUGGACACAAUAAAUGUAGGUUUGGGGUUUUAAUCUCUCUCUC
This is a messenger RNA of Chelonoidis abingdonii (Abingdon island giant tortoise), 1949 nucleotides long. RefSeq names its product class I histocompatibility antigen, F10 alpha chain-like. Gene Ontology annotation, cellular component: external side of plasma membrane. Gene Ontology annotation, biological process: immune response. The record is from RefSeq and is a predicted model, not a curated record. Lineage: Eukaryota; Metazoa; Chordata; Testudines; Testudinidae.